AUGGAGGAGCUACAUCGUGGCAAGGAUGGAGCCCUUCGGAGUUGGAUUGGAUUACCAUUGGAUGAUGGUGCUGAGGAGCUGAAGAAGGUCGUGUUGGUUAAGGCCACGAAUGCUCAUGCUUUUUAUAUCGAAUCUGACGUUACUGCAUGUGCUCUCUAUGAACUUGGCAGUAAGAUGCGACAUUCAUGUGCUCCUAACGUGGUUUACUCCAGUCAACGGGGUGCUUCCCAUGAUGGCAGUUUUGUGGCCCUCACGGACUUACCGGCCAAUACGGAGCUACGGUUUUCUUAUAUCGAUACUGUUGCUCCGGCUUGUAUGAGGCGACAACUACUACUCAACAACUACGUCUUCUAUUGUGACUGUCCUCUGUGUACUGGCGUUGACUACUAUCGUGGAUUACCCUGUCCGAGUUGCUCCCCUAGGAAGGGUGAUUGGGUUGAAGAUGCUGAGGUUAGACUCAUAGAUCCCGCCGAUUUGGAUCUCUCCAGAGUCCUAUAUAAGGGAGCUAUCUAUCGAGUCGAACGGGAUGAAUAUCAGUGGUUGUGCAGUUCUUGUGGAGCUCAGAUUACUCAGGAACAAUGUGGUGUACCAGAGGACCUCGAGGAUUCUCUAAUGGAUAUUGCUCGUAAUGCUGAUGAGCUCGAUGAGUUCGAACUGUCGCAGCAUUUACGGUCAAUGCCUCGUAUCCUGGGGGUCCAUCAUGCUGCUGUGUGGAUGAUCCGAAAGGCUCAUAUAUCCAAACUCGUUGAUAUGGAUGCCUCUUCGGAAAUGAUCAAGAAUGAGACUGCUGAUGUAUUAGCAGUUGUCGAUCAUGCUGCCGAGCUGUUCAAGAAGGAGAUCGGCCCGGGCUACUACGUCGAGUCCGGAGCGGGGUUCAUGGAAUCUCUUCUGACGAAAGUAGCAGCAUCACUGGCUCGGGGACGACAAUGGCGUUUGGCAGAAGAGUACUUUGAGAAAUCGAAAAGGUCGAUGUUGACUCUGAUGGAGGCUACCGAUGCACCAAUCGUUGCUGUUGAUGAAGCUCUAGUGGCCUGUCGACUUCGGGAUACCUCGAAGUUGCCUAAAGUAUUUCGUGGAUGA
Molecule: messenger RNA, 1080 nt
Organism: Perkinsus marinus ATCC 50983
Lineage: Eukaryota; Perkinsozoa; Perkinsida; Perkinsidae
Exons: 1
Coding region: 1-1080 (359 amino acids)
Source: RefSeq, a predicted model, not a curated record